Prorocentrum cordatum is the source of this 1374-nucleotide messenger RNA. NCBI's taxonomy places the organism in Eukaryota, Dinophyceae, Prorocentrales, Prorocentraceae. The record is from the annotation of a GenBank genome assembly.
AUGCGCCAACUUCAAGACAGGGCGGCGCUGAUGCAGUUCGCGGACGCGGAGAUUGGUUGGUUGCCCGACAUGUUCACCGAUAUGCUCGCUAGCAAUCGCGUCAGAAAGACCUGCGCGGGCUACGACGGGUCUGGCAGGAGCAAGCUCCAGAACAACUACAACUUCGAGCCCGAUGGCGUUGUGGGCCAUCCAACUUAUACGCUGGACUCUGGCGAUCCGGUCGUGCCGACUCGCCGGCCUCCCCGGAUUGCCUCGCUGCUGCAGUGCACGGGCAAGCCCUCUGGGAAGCGGCUGUUCGAUCAGGUGGCCGCGAGGCGCAAGGUGGACGAGGAGGGCGGCCCCGAGCUGCUGCUGGAGAGCCUUGCGGCCGCGCUGGCGGAGCCCGGCGCCGCCCUGGCGGACCUGGACCUGGCGCAGAACGGCAGCCUCGCCCCCGAGCACUUCGAGACGCUGUUCGACACUAUCGUAACGACGGACGUCCCGGUGGCGAAACUGCGCCUCUUCGGCUGCCCGAGGUUCAACGACGAGGCCGCCGCACACCUGGCGCAGCUGCUGGCGCUGGCCACGCCGGAGACGGCCCCGGCCGAGCUGCACCUGUCCGACUGCGCCAUCACCACCGCCGGCUUCCUCGCCCUGAUGCGCGCGGUCGAGGAGGGCGACGUCUACCCGCUCGUCAGAGGGCCGACGGAGACGCAGCCGCUGUUCCUGCGCUGCGAGCGCAACUUCAUCGACGAGGCCGUCAUCGAGGAGAAGAUCGGCGCUGGCGUCAUCCGCGCAACCUCGGGCACCCAGAGCAGGAGGGAGUCCGACCCUGCGGUCCGGGUGCACCUCUUCACCGUCGGAGGCAAGUCUGCCCAGCUGGCGGGCGAGCCCGCGGACCUCGCGGCGCAGGCUGCCGCCGCCGCCGCGGCGCGCCAGGGCCGGAAGCGGGGCAGUGACGCCAUGGGCGCGGAGCGGGGCGAGGACGCGGCGCCCACGUCGAAGAGGUCCAAGAAGCGCAGGGGCAGAAAGGCCCAGCCGCAGGCGGCGCCGUCCCAGGCCGCGCGGACGGCAGCGCCCCAGAUGCUGCCCCCGCCCAGGAUGGAGCAGCCAGCGUCGGCUGGAGGCGCGCGGCCGAGGGGCGGCAUUCGGCGGCCCUCGCGCGGGGGCCCUCGGCGGCCCUCGGCGACUCUCGCUCGGCUGCCCUUCGGCGGCCUUCGGCGGCCGCCAGCGACCCUCGGCAGCCAUCGCGCAGCUGCCUUCGAGGGCACUCGGCGGCCCUCGCUCGGCGGCCCUCGGCGGUCCCAACCUGUGUUUCACGGUGUGCUACGAUGCGGAUCUGCCGAUGGACGGGUGCAAGGGCCCCCCGACGGCCAUAUGCCGAGUGCGCGAUGA